AUGAGAGAGUGCGAUACUAAUAGCAUUUUUCUUGCAUUUCGGGUCUUGUUGGAUGGGGUGGAUGAGGAGUUGGCUGAAGGCACUGGGGAUAAGGGGUUUGCUGAUUUUGUUGUUGAUGGGGUGCCCCGGGUUGAGGAUGUGGCUAUUCAACUAAGGGCAAUUGGUAUUGCUGAUUUGGAGUUCCUGAGAUGGAACGGCUUUGCCAGUUGCAGCUCAGCUUGCACUAUAUCUUGCUUGUCCUUGAUGGUCUGCACCCCUGAUUGCACCUAUGCUAAGUCACUUCCAUUUGGUGUCUCUUCACAUCUCAUUCACAGGUUAGCUUCCGCAGAUUUUCUUGAAUUUGGACAGGAGUAUGCUGAGUAUGGUGUGAUGGAAGAGUUAGAAGAGCUUAAGAACACUAUUGAAUCCAUCAAUGGUAAGCUCCUUGAUGCCGACGAUAAACAAGAUCAAGACGAUGGUGUGCGAGUUUGGAUCAGAAGGUUCAAAAAAGUACUCCAUGCUGCAGAUGACUUCUUAGAUGACCUUGCUAUCGAAUUUAGGAGAGACAAAAUGGGUGCAGCCGACGGAAAAGAAGUAAACAGGGUACUUCGUUCCAUUUCAUCUUCAAAUCAACUUCCUUUAUACAGUGAAAUGCGUGACAAAAUUAAAGUAACACGAGAAAGUUUUAACGAUGUAGUGAAAGAAAUGAAGGAUUUGAAUUUAAUCUCAAGUUCUAUGCUGGUUAAGCAAAGUGAAUGCAGGGAAACAGAUUCUUUUGUGGUAGAAUCUGAUAUCAUUGGAAGAGAUGAUAGUAAAGAGGAGAUUAUUAGCCUGUUGAGACAACCACAUGAAAAGCAAACAGUUUCUGUGAUUGCCAUUGUUGGCCUUGGUGGUUUGGGUAAGACAGCUCUUGCUCAAUUGGUGUAUAAUGAAUUGAAAAAGCAGAAUUCUUUUGAAAUGCAAAUGUGGGUGUGUGUCUCUGAUAACUUUGAUGUUAAAACUAUUCUGAAGAAAAUAAUAGAAUCAAUUACUCGUUGCCAAAUAGCAGUCGGGUUAUCGUUAGACUACUUGCAAGAAGAGCUUCGUCAAAAUUUAAGUGGUAAGAAAUAUUUGUUGGUGCUGGAUGACAUUUGGAAUGAUAGCUAUAAAAAAUGGGCUGAAUUGAGAAAGUACCUGAUGUGUGGCGCUCAAGAUAGUAAGAUUUUAGUGACAACUCGAAGUGAAAAUGUAGCAAAGGCAAUGACUGCUAGCACUUCCUAUCCUUUGAAAGGUUUGACUGAUGAAGAAUCUUGGACUUUGUUGAAAAACAUUGGAUUUGAGGAUGAUUCCAAAGGAGUGAAUCAAAAUCUAGAAUCAAUGGGAAAAGAAAUUGCCAAAAAAUGUAAAGGGGUUCCACUGGCAGUUAAAACCCUGGGAGGCCUGUUACGAAGACAAAAGGAAGAAAGUGAAUGGGAGGAGGUUUUACGUGGUAGUUUCUGGACAUUAUGCGAAGAGCAAGAUAGUAUCAUGCCAAUUCUAAAACUCAGUUACCGCAACUUGUCGCCAGAAAUGAGACAAUGUUUUGCUUAUUGCUCUUUAUAUCCCAAGGAUUCAGAAAUUCGGAAGGAUGAGUUGAUUCAGUUAUGGAUGGCACAGGGUUACCUUAAAUGUUCAACCGAAAAACAGCACAUGGAGGAUGUCGGCGUUCAAUUUGUAAAGAUGUUUUUGAUGAACUCAUUUUUUCAGGAUGCAGAGAGUGGUGAAUACGGUGAGAUCAUUAGUUUCAAAAUGCACGAUUUAAUGCAUGAUCUAGCAAUCCUAGUAGCUGGCAAUGAUUAUUGUUACUUGGACAGUAAGGCAGAAAAAGUUGAAGGUAGACCCAUGCACGUGUCAUUGGAAUCUGAUGUGAACAUUAAUGUGUUGAAAUCGUUAGAUCCGAGCAGGCUGCGAACUUUGAUUUUCCUACCGUAUCACUUCGAAGAAGAGGAAUAUUUGUCGGUUAUUGCAAAAUUCAAGUACUUGCGUGUCUUGAGGACUCAUUGUCUCUCUGAUUCCACUGAAAAUUUGAAGCAUUUAAGAUACCUUGUUUUAACAGAAAAUACAAGUCUUCCCAAAUCUAUGAGCAAUCUUGUUUUCCUACAAACAUUAAAAUUGAAAGAUUGUGAUGAAGAAUCAUUUUCAGAAGUAGUCACAAAGUUAGUCAACUUGAGGUGCCUUGAUAUUGCUUAUUAUGACACCGUGUGUGGGAUGGCAGGGUUCGGAAAAUUAUCCUCAUUGCAACUCUUAUCGACCUUUGGUGUGGGAGACAGCCAAGAAAUAAAACAUGGCACACUAAAUGAACUGAAGGGCUUAAACCUCAGAGGCCGAUUAGAAAUUCAGCAUCUCAAUUGUGUCAGAGAAGUGGCUCUGGAAUCUCAGGACAUAAAUUUAAAAGAAAAAAAAUUCCUUCGAUCCUUAACUCUGGAUUGGUGGAAUGGAGACCUCCGUAACAGUGACAGCUUGCAAUUAUUGGAAAACCUUCAACCCCACCGUAAUCUUAAGCGAUUGGAGGUAAAUCAUUAUCCAGGCGUGCUUUUCGCAAAUUGGCUUUCUCUCCUCACAAAUGUUGUUCACAUCACUCUCUCUGCUUUUGAUAAUUGUCGCUGUCUCCCUCCGUUGGAACGUCUCCAGUCCCUGAAGUCACUUAACAUACAGUUUCUUCGUGAAUUGGAGUGCAUAUAUCUCUACGAAGAUGGUUUUGCAGCAACCUUCUUCCCCUCUUUGGAGAGCCUCACGUUAUAUCAUUGUCCCGAGCUCAGGGGAUGGCGGAGGCAGGGAGAUGACAUCAAAGAUUCACAUAAUCUCUCCUUACCUCUUUCAUUUCCUCAUCUUUCUCAUCUAUAUGUCUUUCGGUGUCCAAAGUUGACUUGCAUGCCUACUUUUCCAAAUGUCAAGGAUAUAGACUGGUUUCAUAGCAGUGCGGAGGCAUUAAUAGGAACACUAAACACAAUAGCGUCAACAUGUUCAGCUGACUCAUCUUCCUCCGCUGCUCCUCUUUCCAUGCUCAAACAAUUGAGCAUUUCUGAUCCUAUGAGUUUAACAAAGGGUUGGAUGCAAAAUCUGACUUCUCUCGAGUCUCUUCAAAUUCAAUGGUGUGACAGUGAAACACUUGGGGAAUUUGAAACUGGGUUUAAGGACGACACCAACUGCCUUCCUUCUCUGCGACGAUUUUCAUUAUAUUAUUGUCAAUGGCUAGAGGCUUUGCCAGAUUGGAUUUGCAACCUCCCAUCGCUUGAGGAGAUCUCAAUCUCAUUGUGCCCAAAAUUGGCAUCGCUGCCCGAAGGAAUGAGUCGUCUUAACAACUUAAAGAUCUUUUUAUGUUGA
Molecule: messenger RNA, 3321 nt
Organism: Abrus precatorius (Indian licorice)
Lineage: Eukaryota; Viridiplantae; Streptophyta; Magnoliopsida; Fabales; Fabaceae
Product: putative disease resistance protein RGA3
Exons: 4
Coding region: 1-3321 (1106 amino acids)
Biological process (GO): defense response to other organism
Molecular function (GO): ADP binding
Source: RefSeq, a predicted model, not a curated record